UGUAUUUCUCACGCUAACAUGCGAGAUCCGAGGAGCCGACUCAACUGCGCGGUCGCAUUCCGCCCUGACUUCCCCUCUGCCAGCGGCCUGGUGCUUUGAGAUGAACAGAAGAUGUCGGUUUCGGGGCUGAAGGCCGAACUGAAGUUUUUGGAGUCAAUCUUCGACCCAAACCACGAACGAUUCAGAAUAAUAGACUGGAAACCCGAUGAACUCAGUUGCCAGUUCAACGUAACGAGAGAGAAGCUGCUGAUCAUUCACUGCAACAUCACGGAAUCCUACCCAUCUACACCUCCCAUAUGGUUUGUUGACUCGGAUGAUCCCAGUCUGGCUGAAGUGUUGGAGCGCUUGGAGGAUGUGAGAAAAGGCAGCACCUUGCUUCUUCAGCAGCUGAAGCGCCUCAUUUGCGAUCUGUGUCGGCUUUACAACCUGCCCCAGCAUCCCGAUGUGGAGAUGCUGGACCAGCCUCUACCUGCUGCCCCAAUUAUCCAGGAGCGCAAGCAUGGGCCAUCGGAUGAGGUGACAUCUGAAGAGGAGGAAGAAGAAGACAUGGCAGAACAGGACAUCGAUCUGGACCAAGACCUGGACCAUUACGACAUGAAAGAAGAGGAGCCAGCAGAAGGCAAAAAGUCAGAAGAUGAUGGAAUAGAAAAGGAAAAUCUGGCCAUCUUGGAGAAAAUCCGUAAAAACCAGAGACAAGAUCACCUAAAUGGCGCUGUUUCUGGUUCGGUCCAAGCCUCGGAUCGCCUAAUGAAGGAACUCAGGGAGAUCUACAGGUCACAGAGUUACAAGACAGGUAUUUAUUCAGUCGAACUAGUCAGUGACAGCCUUUAUGAUUGGCACAUCAAGUUAAAGAAGGUAGAUCCAGACAGUCCGUUACAUAGCGACUUGCAGGUUUUAAAAGAAAAGGAAGGAGUGGACUUUAUUCUGCUCAAUUUCUCUUAUAAAGAUAAUUUCCCCUUUGACCCACCUUUUGUGCGGGUUGUCUCACCUGUGCUGUCUGGAGGCUACGUCCUCGGAGGAGGAGCUUUGUGUAUGGAACUUCUCACAAAACAGGGCUGGAGCAGUGCCUAUUCAAUAGAAUCUGUCAUUAUGCAGAUAAAUGCGACUCUGGUUAAAGGCAAAGCCAGAGUGCAGUUCGGAGCCAAUAAGAACCAGUACAAUCUUGCCAGAGCACAACAGUCAUACAAAUCCCUGGUGCAGAUCCAUGAAAAGAACGGCUGGUACACACCACCCAAAGAGGACGGAUAAGGAACCUCCACCACUAUGCACUGGGAACACAUUUUUUUUUUUUUUUUGGGGUUAUCUUGUUCUCUUCAGAACAUUUCCCCUCUCUGACUUACUGGGAAUAAAUCAUCUUCCUCACAGAGACAUCUCACCGGCUCAUCUGACAAGUUUUCUUUUGCUUGGCUCCCCCACCCCUUCGGGUUUUAAUCCGGAGGAGGACGCAGGGAAAAUGCUUGUCCUGAUUCUCUAAACUAUUUGAGAAAUAAAAUUCUCAUUUGUCCUUUAUUUAACAAGAACGAAAAACAAAACUUUUGUUUUUUUUUUCUUCCUUUUAGAUGAGGGGGUGCUUUACUUUAGCUGCUUUGACAAACCCACGGUCAGUGUUUGGGAAUUUUUAAAGGCUCGACACCGAAGCUCUUGAGAAGGCCCCUCGUUGCACCCGUUUUUAAUCAACUGUGAUUUAUUUUCUUUAUUUUUCUUUUGAAAAUUAACAGGUACAUAAAUGCAUAUAAUGUUUCCGAUGUAUUGUUUGACUUUUUGUUAUUUGAACGCCUUAGAUAAUAAAAUUAAGCCAAUUUCUUAAGUUGGAAGUUUUAUCUUAAAACGUGAGAUGCCACUCGGCAUCUUUUAGCUCCUGCUUGUUUAGAACAUGUUGAGAACAUUUGGCCACUGAAUCAAAAGGCUGCGGUCUUUGUGGACUGAAGAUCAGCUGUUACAGAAAAUCCCACCAGCUGGGAAAUAGAUCUGUUUUCACCAGAAGAAAAGUAAAAUUUUAGAAGUUUUAAUUUUGAAAUUGAAGGUUGUUGUUUUGCAUUAUUUUUCUGUUGAUUUGGUUAAAAAGGUUGACUGUUUUGAUUACUCUAUCAGCAGAAGAGCUGGGAUGGUCUGUACAGAGGAGGUAGCUCGAUCUUUCUUCAGUCCAGCCAUUUUUAACAAAAAGAAACCACCAUAUUUCUCCUGUGUACUGAGCCAAAAACUCUGUUACACCUCUGCAGCUUUGCAGGUUUUGUUAUUAAUUAAAGCAGCUCAGAAGGAUCCUGUUGUUUCAGAAGCUUUUGUUUCUUGAUUGUAACUAAAUUAUCAGGUGAACGUAUCCGAACAGAGCAGAAGAUGUGCAAAAAGAAGUUAUGGUAGUCUCUUAUGUUAGCAGAUGCCGUCCAUCUAUGGGCAUCAUCAGGAGAAAUCUGAACCUUUGCUCGUUUAAAUAAUGCAAUAUAAUGUAGUACCCUGAGUGCUGCUGCCCCACCCCCACUCCACAGGACACAAACUGUACCUAUUGAUCUGAUAGCUCUGUUGCAGUUUUAAUUGCAAAUGUUUGUGUAAAUGGCGACUCAGGUAAUCAACAGUAUUAAUCCAUCUCUGCCAGGCUUAUUCACCCAGAGAUCCCGUGUCCUAAAAAGAAAAUCUGUUGGUUUAUUUUUUAUUUUUUUUGUGAUGCGAGUGAUGAACGUAGGAGAGAAAUGAAAAGUAGGAUUUCAGAAGCAUGGUGGCCUCCUCAGAUCCAUCUGGUAUUUGUUUACUCCCAGUCUCAGCGUGCAGCUUUGUCCCAUUUCCUGAUGCAACGUUCCCAGAGAGGUGGUGUGUUUUCAGAUCAGGAGAAAUAUUUAUCUUUACACUGCUCUGUUUUCUGCUGUUACAUGUCUUAGAUGUGUUUGAGGGGGGAGGAGCAUGUGUGACGUCAUCAGUAAGCCACGGCUGACAGGUGUCUGCGUGCGUGUGUGUGGUUAAGACAGAAAUCUGAACUAGGAAGCUUUUUUAAUCUCAACAUUCUUUGCUGCAGCGAUGUCUGAAGGUACACCCCUGUGGUGGUUGGAUUGUCUUGCUUCUCUUAACUGGACCACCGCGUGUUUAAAAGAUUCAAUCUUUAAGUUGGUUCUCAGCUUUUCUGGCACCGACAGAUGAUGGAGUCUUGCUUUCGGCUCACUGGUUUUUGAUUUAAUUUUCAUUUUACCAUUUGAAGAAACUGACCAUGUACAGUAAUUUGUAAACUUGCAUCAAGUUUAUGAAUAAAGAAUUUUAAACUGA
This is a messenger RNA of Nothobranchius furzeri (turquoise killifish), 3249 nucleotides long. Its product is annotated as ubiquitin-conjugating enzyme E2 Q2. Lineage: Eukaryota; Metazoa; Chordata; Actinopteri; Cyprinodontiformes; Nothobranchiidae. The record is from RefSeq and is a predicted model, not a curated record.